AUGGCUAAGAUGUUUUCUCUUUUAACUAAUCUAUUAUGUGGAGAAUUUGAACUCCAAGAUUUAUACGAAGAGAAAAUAAGACCACUGAAACGGACACAGGGUUUUGGUGCCAGUAGUUUAAGAGUGCUCUGCCAAGAACAAGAAGACCCCUGCCAAUCCAAAACCCGGGUGUCACCUGAUAGAACGCAUUGCGAUCGCUACUGGGAAUGUCAGAAUGGCAGGGCCGAAUUAUAUGACUGCCCCAACGGGUUGGUCUUCGCUGGUAAGCACAGGGGAGUGACCGAAGGCUGCGACUACCCCUGGAGGAACGAAGACUAUUGUCACGGAAAACAACUUGCCAACGGCCCAAUAGCUACAGAACACUGCGAUUGGCUUUACGGCAUUUUCGGACAUGAAACCUCAUGCACCCGUUAUUGGACAUGUUGGAACGGAACCGCCACAGAACAACUUUGCAUCGGCGGACUUUUGUACAACGAAAGGGCACACUCCUGCGAUUGGCCCGAGAACGUGGAUGGUUGCCAAAAACAUCCUUUGUGUAACGAAGAUGCCAACGGCAACGUACCUUUAGGAAAAUCCUGCAACCGUUACUGGCAAUGCCAGGGCGGUUAUCCGCGACUGCAACGCUGCCCAGCGAUGUUGGUGUUCGACAGGCGAAGCUUGAGGUGCGUCGCUCCUCCCACUGAAGACUGCGAUGUUCCACCAAUUGCUCAGACUGGACCUGGAGGAAUCGACAAUGCUGAUGAUGAUCAGAAUCAAAAUCUGAACCAGCGUGGUGGCGAUCAAUUCCCAAAUCUGCCAGCAGGAGCGCUGCCGGUUCCGAGCAGGAACAACAACCAGAACAGAGCGAGGAAUUAA
Messenger RNA from Ctenocephalides felis (cat flea), 855 nucleotides. RefSeq names its product protein obstructor-E-like. The transcript has 5 exons. Lineage: Eukaryota; Metazoa; Arthropoda; Insecta; Siphonaptera; Pulicidae. Gene Ontology annotation, molecular function: chitin binding. The record is from RefSeq and is a predicted model, not a curated record. The coding region runs from base 1 to 855 and encodes 284 amino acids. Gene Ontology annotation, cellular component: extracellular region.